AAAUUUUAAUGCCUAGUUUUCCUGAUUCCCCAUAGUUUGGGAUAUCACUGACGAACAACUAUUGUGUGAAGAAGCAUACUGUUGAAACGUCGCUUGCCUUUUUUGGUUGGGAUCAAAGUUUAUUGUUAUCGUUAUCCACCAACAGUGCCAUCGGGGGGCGGGGGAGGCGUCUUCUCCUUAUUUGCGCUUCUUCAAGCGCGGUUCAUGACCAUGAUCUCUUGCCCAAAAUUCUCUCUCGGAUCUCGCUCGCAGAUCCACUACAACACCAACAAGCAACAACUCUUAAGCUUUUGUUUUGAUUCUCGAUGGACCCAACUUAUAGCCCUGCUGUCGUCAUUGACAACGGAACUGGAUAUACUAAAAUGGGAUUCGCGGGCAAUGUAGAGCCGUGUUUUAUUCAGCCAACAGUAGUAGCAGUUAACGAGUCUUUUCUCAAUCAAUCCAGAACUUCUUCCAAGUCAAAUUGGUCAAGUCAGUAUUCAGCUGGGGUAAUGGCGGAUCUUGAUUUCUUCAUUGGAGAUGAAGCGCUGAUGAAAUCAAGAUCGAGUAACACUUAUAACCUAAACUAUCCUAUUAAACACAGUCAAGUUUAUAACUGGGAUGCUAUGGAACGGUAUUGGCAGCAAUGUAUAUUCAAUUAUUUACGGUGUGAUCCUGAGGAUCAUUACUUUUUGUUGACCGAGAGUCCUCUUACUGCUCCUGAGAAUCGAGAAUAUACAGGCGAAAUUAUGUUUGAGACGUUUAAUGUUCCGGGGCUUUAUAUUGCUGUGAAUUCUGUGCUUGCUUUAGCUGGGUACACUACCUCUAAGUGUGAGAUGACAGGAGUGGUAGUGGAUGUUGGAGAUGGGACUACGCAUAUUGUACCUGUUGCUGAUGGUUAUGUUAUUGGGAGCAGCAUUAAGUCAAUUCCAAUAGCUGGAAAAGAUGUUACACUCUUCAUACAACAGCUUAUGCAGGAAAGAGGAGAGAAAAUUCCACCGGAGGACUCAUUUGAAGCAGCUCGAAAAGUGAAGGAAAUGUACUGCUAUACAUGUUCUGAUGUAGUCAAGGAGUUCAACAAGCAUGACAAAGAGCCUGGAAAGUAUAUCAAACAUUGGAGAAGUAUUAGACCGAAGACUGGGGCACCGUAUUCCUGUGACAUUGGUUAUGAAAGAUUUUUAGGCCCUGAGGUUUUCUUCAGUCCUGAGAUUUAUAGCAGUGAUUUUACGACUCCCUUACCAGUUGUAAUAGAUAAGUGCAUUCAGUCAGCACCAAUUGACACCAGAAGAGCUUUGUAUAAGAACAUAGUAUUAUCUGGUGGAUCAACCAUGUUCAAAGAUUUCCACAGAAGGUUGCAGCGAGAUCUGAAAAAGAUUGUAGAUGCCCGAUUACUUGUGUCUGAUACUCGAGUUGGUGGGGAAAUAAAAUCACAACCCGUGGAAGUUAAUGUAGUCAGUUAUCCUAUCCAAAGAUUUGCGGUAUGGUUUGGAGGUUCUGUACUUGCAUCAACACCUGAAUUUUUCGCGGCAUGUCAUACAAAAGCUGAAUACGAGGAAUACGGAGCCAGUAUUUGCCGUACAAAUCCUGUUUUUAAGGGCAUGUAUUGAGGAAAAUGUCAAUUUUCCAGCUGAUCAUUGGAAAAAGCAUUCUCUGAUAACGCUCGAGUGCCUGACUUGCUAUUCCCACUUUAAUCUUGCACAUCAAGUUAAUUCCCUGGUUCCGGCUUUGUUCGGUGCUCAUAUGUCUUCAUUGUAAGAGGUGGUACAAAACAUGGCAGCCGGUCUUCAAUUGCAGUAGUUCAAAAGGGAAGUUCUUUCAUUCAUUCUUCGAUCCAGAGUUAAAAAGGGUCCUCACAGCAGCCUAGGGAUGCAAUUAGAUAUGUUUCCAUCGGGCCCUGGCAACACUGACGCAUCAGAUGGAAUGCCGAAUAGUUGGGG
Molecule: messenger RNA, 1916 nt
Organism: Hibiscus syriacus
Lineage: Eukaryota; Viridiplantae; Streptophyta; Magnoliopsida; Malvales; Malvaceae
Product: actin-related protein 3-like
Exons: 9
Coding region: 306-1586 (426 amino acids)
Biological process (GO): Arp2/3 complex-mediated actin nucleation
Cellular component (GO): Arp2/3 protein complex; actin cortical patch
Molecular function (GO): actin filament binding
Source: RefSeq, a predicted model, not a curated record